CUCGACUUCCUUUUACUGCGCAGGCGCCGUGCCCUAGGCAACCCGGAAAGAAGACGUUCGGGUAGUGCCUCAAGAUGAAUGCCCUGACCAAGGUGAAGCUCAUCAAUGAGCUGAACGAGCGGGAGGUGGAGCUCGGGGUGGCCGAGAAGGUAUCCUGGCACGCCGAGUACAAGGACAGCGCUUGGAUCUUUCUGGGAGGGCUCCCAUAUGAAUUGACUGAAGGGGAUAUCAUCUGUGUGUUUUCUCAAUAUGGCGAAAUUGUUAACAUUAAUCUUGUACGAGAUAAGAAGACUGGAAAAUCCAAAGGAUUCUGUUUUCUUUGCUAUGAGGAUCAGAGAAGCACAAUUUUGGCCGUUGACAAUUUUAAUGGGAUCAAGAUAAGAGGAAGAACUAUCCGAGUGGACCAUGUGGCUAAUUAUAGGCCCCCCAAAGAUUCUAGGAAUCUGGAUGAUGUAACCAGAAAGCUCCGGGAGAAGGGCUGUGGGGUUAAAACCCCACCUCCUAGUUCAUCUGAAUCCUCUGAAGAUGAGACGCCUGUGAAGAAGCAUAAAAAAGACAAAAAAGAAAAAAAAAGGAAGAAAAAAGACAAAGGUGUCAGAAUGAGUAUGGAAAAGCAGGAAAUGCCUGCAUCCUCCUCCAUAGCAUCCCGACACAAGACCAGAAAAGAAAAGGAAGGUGCUGGCUUUGAGAGAUCUGCCACUGUAAGCCUCGAGAAGGGCUCCAGUCCACAUCGGCGAGAAAGUCGUAAAUACUUAAGUGGAUCACCUGUGCUCUCCCGAGGUCAGCUUGACAAAGCAGAGACCUCAAGGAGGGAUUCGAGGAGGGAUAAGCCAUGGCAUAAGAAGUCCUCAAGCAGUUCCAACAGGAAGGAAAGAAGAAGGAGGGAAAAGAGCAGGCAUCGGGACAGAAGCCGGAGCUCUGAAAAGCGCUUGCGCCACCGAGAUGAGCGUUCUGAAAGCAGGUCUAAGAAGAGGCACAAACACAGGUCCUGGAGCUCUGAGAAAGGCUAUCAUUCCAGGGAUCAGGAACCAUCUUAUUCCAGUCGACACAGGUCCAGUUGAAUGUGUGGCUUAGCACAAUUUCUGUUAACCUAGAAAUGAAGAUUCGUUUUAAAAAAAUAUCUCACCUGAGCUAAGCUGUUAUUGUUUCUGUAAAUAAAGUCUCCUAAAGUGCUCCUAAA
Phascolarctos cinereus (koala) is the source of this 1180-nucleotide messenger RNA. RefSeq names its product RNA binding motif protein X-linked 2 (gene RBMX2). Gene Ontology annotation, molecular function: RNA binding. NCBI's taxonomy places the organism in Eukaryota, Metazoa, Chordata, Mammalia, Diprotodontia, Phascolarctidae. Gene Ontology annotation, biological process: mRNA splicing, via spliceosome. Gene Ontology annotation, cellular component: catalytic step 2 spliceosome; precatalytic spliceosome; U2 snRNP. The record is from RefSeq and is a predicted model, not a curated record.